AUGUCUCCACCUCCACCCCAACCCAACCCUCUCGACCUCUCGCAGUGGGCACGCGCGUUGGACUUCGAGGCACACCUCAACCUCCUAGAUGGCGUCUAUGGCCGACCCGUCGAGCCUCCAGUCUCCGCUGCUGUCGUCGCUCCUACAUCUCCGCCUCCAGCCUCCGCCGCCGCAGCCGCUCCUCCUCCACCUCCACCUGCAUACCAACCCACCGCCGCCGAGAAAACAGAACCAACUGCCGUCACCAAAGCCGCCUCAACGCCUCUGUCAUGCCCGCAGCCCCGUCUAUCCAACGUCCUAAGAUCAAGAGCAAACAUGCGAGCGGCCACGCGCGAAGCCAGAAACGCUGCCGAUAGGGCUGAGCAAGAAGCUGCCAGACGUGCCGCAGAUAAGCCGAGCGAGAAAGAACGUGAAUGGAUGGAAAUUUUCUCACGGGGUUUGCUUGAUUAG
Messenger RNA from Mytilinidion resinicola, 450 nucleotides. RefSeq lists its product as uncharacterized. NCBI's taxonomy places the organism in Eukaryota, Fungi, Ascomycota, Dothideomycetes, Mytilinidiales, Mytilinidiaceae. The coding region runs from base 1 to 450 and encodes 149 amino acids. The record is from RefSeq and is a predicted model, not a curated record. The transcript has a single exon.